AUGGCAUCAAACGGGGAUUGGUGUUUGAUCGAAUCAGAUCCUGGCGUGUUCACGGAACUGAUUAGGAACUUUGGAGUGUCUGGUGUUCAAGUCGAAGAAUUAUAUACGCUCGAAUUGGAUCAUCUCAGAGAACUGGCGUAGGGUUUAAAUCACAUUUUAAUCUUGAUUUUUAGUCCCAUCCAUGGCCUGAUCUUCCUGUUUAAAUAUCAUGUUGGGGAAGAACCCACUGGUCAAGUUGUUCCUAAUGCUAGUGGUGUUUACUUCGCUCAGCAAGUGAUCAGCAAUGCCUGUGCUACUCAAGCCAUUCUAAAUCUGCUUCUGAAUGUUAAGAGUGAUGAGGUUAAUCUCGGAAAUAUAUUGGAACAGUUUUACGCUUUCUCCAAGGAUAUGGAUCCCGCUGUAAGUUCUCUUUUUAUAAUCUUUAUAUUAAUUUACAGAGUCGUGGACUUUGUCUUUCCAACAGUGAGGAGAUCCGCAAGUAUCACAAUGCCUUCAGCCGUCCAGCAUUGGUGGAGAUCGAGGGGCCUCAGAAAGGGAAGGAAGAUGCCUAUCAUUUCGUUACCUACGUUCCUGUAAACGGCCAUGUCUACGAAUUGGACGGUUUGAAAGACGGUCCUGUUGAUAUCGGAAAAAUCCCUGAAGGCAAAGAUUGGCUGGAUGUUGUGCACGGCACUCUGAAUGCGAGAAUUGAGCGGUAGGAAUUAUCAAUUAACGGUAAUAAAGUUUUGUUUAGACAUACUCAUUCUGAGAUCACAUUCAACUUGAUGGCUGUAGUCGCGGACCGGAAACAAAAGUACGAAAAAGAACUCACUCUGCUGGAAUCGGUAGGCUCAGCGUGCAGGAGAAAUUUUGAAUUAUUUUAGUCUGAUAUCAACGAGGAAGAGAAGGCCAACCAACGUUGUCGUCUUCAAAUGGCCAUCCAAGAAGAGCAAGAGAAGAUGACUCGUUAUAAAGACGAGAAUAUCAGACGUCGUCAUAAUUACACUCCCUUUAUAGUCGAAUUAUUGAAGGCACUGGCCAAAGAAAACAAGUUGAAUGGAUUGCUAGAGAAGGCCGCAAAGGAAGCUUCUGAUCGUCAGAAGGCUCAGAAAAGCACUUAA
Molecule: messenger RNA, 1100 nt
Organism: Bursaphelenchus xylophilus (pine wood nematode)
Lineage: Eukaryota; Metazoa; Nematoda; Chromadorea; Rhabditida; Aphelenchoididae
Source: the annotation of a GenBank genome assembly